Molecule: messenger RNA, 1061 nt
Organism: Neurospora crassa OR74A
Lineage: Eukaryota; Fungi; Ascomycota; Sordariomycetes; Sordariales; Sordariaceae
Exons: 2
Coding region: 106-345 (79 amino acids)
Source: RefSeq, a predicted model, not a curated record
GAUUCACUCGCCACGACAUCCUCUUCCACCCUGAACUCACUCCAAUGAUAUCAUAGCCUUUACCCAAAAUACUUUCUUAGACUGUCAAACCUUCAUUUUUCAACCAUGGGUCGCAGCUACGACAAGGCGGCCAGGGCCACCAAUAUUGAACCUCCCUUGCAGUGGACCGACCAGACCACGCACAAGUAUUGCGGCAAGCCAGACCGCGGUCGCAUCGGCAAGCCAAACAAAGCCCAGAAGUGCGAUGACUGUCAAGCCGUUAAGGCGCACAGGGCCAAGGAAUUUCAAAAGGAUACGGACAUUCGCCGUCAAGAGAAGUUGGACUGGACGCUCAGUUACGAUUAACUGAUUGUCGGUGAUUCUGUCUCCGAGACACGGUUUUCCUGCUGUUACCUUUUUUCCCUUUAGUUUCCUUUCUCCUCCCGAUUUAACUUUGCUACUAUAUCGCUGCGCCGCGGAGGGCAACAAUCCCGCGAAGACGGUUUACGUGAUACCAUUACACAAGAUGGACGGCGUCUUCUGUAUCAAUGAUAGAUAUUGGUUGGUGGAAGUACUGUGUGUUGUGGCGAUAAAUGGGAUUUUUGUUUUUGGGUUUUCCAGAUGGUGAACCCGAAAUGGGAAGAUGUAAGGUAGAAUGCGAUCGGACUCGAACGGGAGCAGUGUUUGUGCUUGGACUUACAUGAUGCUUGUCGCUAUCAGCUGGAAACAAUGGAUAUUAAAUGGAUCAUUCCUACCCGGCUGAAAGAUGGUUCUACCACUAGUAAGGGGUAGGAAGGCUGAUAGCAACAGGGGAAACACUGGGCUCGCGUCUUCCUGUUUGAUCCAUAAAUCAGUGUCAACAGCUACCUGUCCCGUCACACAGCGUGAACCAUGGCAAUGAAAACAAAUACACUGGUGGUAACUGCCAAGUGUUCGAGGGGGUUUAGAUCAUUGGAGAAGGAUAUGAUGUCGCGAUUAGGCUGUUCAACCGUAGGUUGUUCUUUUUGGGACCACAUCUCCGUCACUACGAUCUUGUGCACGCAAGGGGCUGUUACAAGAAAACGGCAAACCGCAUAUCACUC